AUGUCUUUUGACGCUGAGGAGAAGCAAUGGAAAUGUGUGAAAGGUGGUACAGUGAAUUUUCAGAGAGUGAGUUCGAUAGUUCGCGAUAUUGGGGAGCCGUGCCUCUAUCAGUCACCUAUAAAGAUAAACAAAAUGCUUAAGCCAGAGAAGUGGCAGGCGACCUUUGACUCUGAAGGAAAGAUUCUUGGUUUUCAGAAAGUACUGAAGUUAAUUAUUCUUGGGGGGGUGGAUCCAUCCAUAAGGCCUGAAGUGUGGGAAUUUCUUUUGGGUUGUUAUUCUUUGAGCAGCACUGCUGAAUACCGGAGGCAAUUAAGAACUGCUAGGAGGGAGCGUUACAGAGAUCUUGUGAAGCAAUGUCAAAGGAUGCACUCAAGCAUCGGAACUGGUUCUCUGGCCUAUAUUGUAGGAUCAAAAGUCAUGGACAUGAGGAUUAGUUCCAAAGAAGAUAGGGGAAGGGAUACUGAAGUUCAAAGUGCACGAUUUACAGAUGCCACUUCUGACAAUAUAGAAGCUAACUUCGUUAUGAACCGCAAAUCUUCCGAUAAAUCUUACACAUGUCAAAAGGAGGGUUCUGAUGAUUCUGGUGACCUUGUAUGUGUACGUGACAGUGCCAUGGGAGGAGCUUAUGAUUCCUCUUGUCGCAUACCAUCCCCUGAUCCUUGCAACUACACUUUCCCCACUGCUCAUCAAACUCAUGAGCCAAAUUAUAUGGCUGGAAGUUAUUUGGAUUUUCCCGCUUUACCUUUUAGAGAUUUGUUUGAAGAGAAUAAUGAAGAUACAAAAGUAGAUAGUUUACAUGAGGACAAAAACUCAUCAAAGCGCAAGUUGAGAUAUGAUGAUGAGCAUAUGCACAGUUUUGAAAUUGACAAUAAUGCAGAUCUUGUAGUGGAAUCAGAUAGUCUCCCAACCAAUAGUGUGUCACAAUAUGAUAACCCCAAAAGUGACAUUAUCAAUUCUGACAUGCGUGAAUCCAUUUCCCGGACAAGUAACUUGGAAUAUGGGGCAGAAUUGUUCAAUGGGCUUAGAAUAUCGGAUGCACCAGAAUUGCCAGCCCAAUAUGCGACAACAUCCCAAGGAGGAGGAGCCAGUGAAGACAGAGUGUCUGAAUGGCUUUGGACACUGCAUCGUAUAGUCGUUGAUGUGGUCAGAACGGAUAGUCACCUUGAAUUUUAUGAGGACACAAAAAAUUUAGCACGGAUGUCAGAUAUUCUUGCUGUCUAUGCAUGGGUUGAUCCUGCAACAGGAUAUUGCCAAGGCAUGAGUGAUUUAUUGUCCCCCUUCAUUGUUCUUUUUGAGGAUAAUGCUGAUGCUUUUUGGUGCUUUGAGAUGCUUUUGAGGAGAAUGCGAGAAAACUUCAAGAUGGAAGGGCCAACUGGUGUCAUGAAGCAGUUGCAAGCUCUCUGGCAUAUAUUAGAACUUACAGACAGGGAGAUGUUUUCUCACUUGUCCCACAUAGGUGCCCAGAGCCUUCACUUUGCUUUCCGUAUGCUUCUGGUACUCUUCCGACGGGAAUUAUCUUUCAAUGAAGCUCUUUGCAUGUGGGAGAUGAUUUGGGCUGCUGAUUUUAAUGUCACAUUGACUUGUCUUCUGGAUGAAAAUUGCCCUGAAGUAUUGGCUAUACAGUUAUCUAAGGAAGCAGAAACUGAAUCUGGCGAAGAAAGCACUGAUUGUGGCGGUAAUCCUUCAAAACAUGGAACUGUGGAGCGUUCCAUUUCUGACAACGGAAUUGAAUCACUAGCAGCCAGACCAUUUUGUGGCUUGACAAAAACUUUCUGGUCAAGGAGUGACCAUUUUCAGAUACGUACCCUUGUAUCAUCAACAAAAAAUGGUGACGAUGAAUUGCCUGUUUUCUGUGUAGCAGCUGUUCUUAUUAUAAACCGUCAGAAAAUCAUCAGAGAAACUCGUUCAAUUGACGACCUGAUAAAGAUAUUUAAUGAUAAUAUAUUAAAGAUCAGAGUGAAGAGAUGUGUACGCACUGCCAUCAAACUGCGAAAGAAGUAUUUUUACAAGGUCGUGCGCCUCUUUUGCUGCCUUGUUGGAUUUGAAGCAAAAGCCUUGUCCCUGCUUUCUCUGCCAUCUCUUUCGCUCCGGCACUCGACAGGGAAUAUGGUUUUAUGCGGUGAUUGGCUUCAGAUUUUCGGCCUUUUCGUUUUUUGGCUGCAGAGCUCUGAAGUGGAAAUAUGUGGUUGA
Messenger RNA from Striga hermonthica, 2190 nucleotides. The record is from the annotation of a GenBank genome assembly. NCBI's taxonomy places the organism in Eukaryota, Viridiplantae, Streptophyta, Magnoliopsida, Lamiales, Orobanchaceae.